AUGGGUUUGAGGUCUGUCAGUUUACUCUCCACCCAGUUUGGCUGUGAUGGUUUUACUGGGGUGCAGCCAUUGUACAUGCUAGAGCUUCUUGGAGCCCCUGAAAUAUCCUUUAUGGUCCCUCAAGAGAAGGAAAUCCAUGACAUCCACCAGUAUGUCUGGGUCCUGCAGGGCAGCAUGCUUGUAGCUGUUCCGAAUGAUGAAACUGUGAAGGCAGUCACUCUAGAGGAAGCACCAUGCAGAGAUGACAAUCUUGAGAAUGGCAAAGGAAUUCCUAUUUACAUUGGAAUAAAGGGCAGAGAUAUCUGUCUGGCCUGCGAAAUGAGUGGAAAAGCAGCCGUAUUGCAGCUGUUGACCAUUUGCCCUCUCUGUGUCCUGACAGUCAUUUUGGAAAUACUGCCAUGUAGAGACCCAGAAUAUCCUGUGAGAGAUGAAAGAAUUGCUGUUUACUUGGGAAUACAUGGCAAAGACCUCUGUUUAUUAUGUGAAGAAAGUAGAGGGCAGCCUAUCCUGAAGUUGGAGGAUAAGAAGAUAAUGGACCUGUACUCUUCCCAGAAGGCACAGAAGCUUUUUGUCUUUUACCAAAAUCAGAUUGGUAAUGCAUCAACUUUAGAGUCAGCUGCAUAUCCUGGGUGGUUCAUGUGUACCUCAACUGAGACAGACCAACCUGUCACAAUCACACAGCAUGUAGGGCCAAAUCACAACAUUGUUUUUUAUUUAUCACACUGAGAUGAGCUUGGAAUAGGCAUCCUUAGUGAUGGCAAAAGAACUUGGUUUCCUUGAAGAGUAAGGACUCUCAAUGUUUUUUAAUGCCAUAGACCAGUGAUAGGCAACCUUUUGAGCUUGGUGUGUCAAAAUUCACCAAAAAAGUGAGCAUAACUCAGGUGGUGUGUCACUUUGAGAAAAAAAAAUUCACAAUAUUUAUAAUUUAAAUAACAAAAAAUGUAUAAUUGUAAUAUAUAACUGUAUU
Molecule: messenger RNA, 967 nt
Organism: Monodelphis domestica (gray short-tailed opossum)
Lineage: Eukaryota; Metazoa; Chordata; Mammalia; Didelphimorphia; Didelphidae
Source: RefSeq, a predicted model, not a curated record